This is a messenger RNA of Oikopleura dioica, 819 nucleotides long. The record is from the annotation of a GenBank genome assembly. NCBI's taxonomy places the organism in Eukaryota, Metazoa, Chordata, Appendicularia, Copelata, Oikopleuridae.
AUGCCCGAAAACAGGAGUGUUAUACUGUUCGGAAACAUGUCUCAAGAAAGCAGAUUACGAUUACAUGCGCUUAUUGCUUCCGAACUGGGAGGCAGUAGAAGAAGUAGAGGAUUUGUGGAGAGACAUGAAUUUUCCCCGGAAGAGUCAAGCGUCAUGAUUGUCAUGAAGAUCUUAGCCAUGCGCUACUUGGAUCCUUCCAUGGCCGAGAAAUUUGAAACAUUUGUUGCUUCGCCGAAAGAAGACCAGAUUGUUCACAAGAUGUUGGACGGAAAGUUUGAAACGACGAUAAGUUUGCUGACGACAGGGCUGGCGAAGAUUUUCGAAGGACUGACGGAAGAAGAAGUGAGAUGGGCAUUUCUCCUCUGCGGGCGGAACCAGCAGGGGCUUGGCACCUCUGCCAUUAUCAGAUGGAUACAAGCACAUGACGAUGACGCCUUCGUGGAUGAACUGUACGACGUGUGCGAGGAAAGCUGCGGCAUCGAAUUCAUGGACAACGAGGGUGUGGGACUGUACUCGAAGCAAGCAAUGCUGAACCACGAUUGCGAGCCAAACGCUGAAAUCAAAUUCCUGCACGACAAUCACAAACUCUCUGUUGUCGCAACGAGGGACAUUGAAAAGGGCGAAGAAGUUUGUAUUAGCUAUUUGGACGGACACACGCUAAACAGAUCGAAAAAGACAAGGCAAGAGCAGUUAUCGGUGAAUUAUUUGUUUCACUGCGGCUGCGAAAUGUGCAAGGGCCAGAAUUCAGACGAUGAAACGUCUGAAGAAGAAGAAGGUUCGGAAGAAGAGACUGUUUAUGAAGAAGAGUCGUUUUCGUAG